AGCGUGUCAGCUCCGACCCCUCGGGCCCCUCGGGUCCGGGCGCCAUGGGCCGAUGGGACACAGGUGACCGGGAUGCGGGGCGAGAGCCCUGCCCGGACCGCAUCAUCGAGGACUUGGGCGGUGCCUUUGGCAUGGGUGCCAUUGGAGGUUUUGUGUGGCACUUUGUGAAGGGAGCGCGAAAUUCCCCACAAGGGGACAGGCUUCAAGGCGCUUUGUACAGCGCACGCAGCAGGGCUCCCAUUUUGGGAGGGAACUUCGCAGUCUGGGGUGGCACAUUCUCCUCGUUCGAUUGCUCUCUCCAGUACAUCCGGAGGAAAGACGAUCACUGGAACGCCAUCGCAUCAGGCUUCCUUACCGGUGGCGUCCUGGCCGCACGGGGUGGCUGGAAGGCGGCCAGCCGCAAUGCCGUCAUUGGCGGUGUGCUGCUUGCAAUUAUCGAAGGCGUAGCCGCGCUCCUCAUGAGGUCACUAUCAAAGACACCAAGGGAGAUGCACAUGGAGCAGAUGGAACAGGAGAGGCAAAUGAAGGACAACGGGGGAUGGCCCUCUUGGGUGAGAAGCCCCAUGAGCCCAAGCCCGCAGCCGCAAGCGUAAGCCGAGCCAACGGGUUCCAAACUCACGGAGAGCCAAGUUUCAAAUAUUUUCGUGCUCCGCGCGCCGGCCUCGCAUGUCGGCCGCGCGGGCUGGAUGCCAAGUUGUUUGAAAUGUUUGCGAAAGGCUUCCUCGCUGGACCGGUUGUAGCCGGGUCUUGAUGGCCUCACGGCUCCAGAGAGGCGCAGCGGAGCCAAUUCUCCGAGAACUGUC
Messenger RNA from Effrenium voratum, 803 nucleotides. NCBI's taxonomy places the organism in Eukaryota, Dinophyceae, Suessiales, Symbiodiniaceae. The record is from the annotation of a GenBank genome assembly.